Halichondria panicea is the source of this 1773-nucleotide messenger RNA. Its product is annotated as ATP synthase subunit beta, mitochondrial-like. The coding region runs from base 53 to 1618 and encodes 521 amino acids. The record is from RefSeq and is a predicted model, not a curated record. NCBI's taxonomy places the organism in Eukaryota, Metazoa, Porifera, Demospongiae, Suberitida, Halichondriidae. Gene Ontology annotation, molecular function: ATP binding; ATP hydrolysis activity; proton-transporting ATP synthase activity, rotational mechanism. Gene Ontology annotation, biological process: proton motive force-driven mitochondrial ATP synthesis; proton transmembrane transport. The transcript is spliced from 10 exons.
CGCAUGCGCAGUAUAUGCCCGAUCACACGCUCUGUACAGUGGGGAGGUCAAGAUGUCUGCCGUUUUCAGACGCUUUGUUUCGAACGGCUUGAGAGCUGGUCCGCUAGCUGGAUCUUUUAGACACACACAAAGAGCUUCACUACCUCUGCUAUCUUCAUGGAGUCACAGAAGACCGUACUCAAAUGGUGCUCCAGCUGUUAAGACAGUGACAGUGACCAAUGGGAAGAUUGUCGCCGUUAUCGGAGCCGUGGUGGACGUACAGUUUGAAGAUGAGCUGCCUCCUAUUCUGAACUCACUUGAAGUGGAAAACAGAGAACCUAAACUAGUGCUUGAGGUCGCUCAACAUCUGGGAGAGAACACCGUGCGUACGAUUGCUAUGGACGGUACAGAGGGGUUAGUGCGUGGUCAGGUGUGUGUGGACACUGGGUCACCCAUUAAAGUACCCGUUGGCCCCGAAACACUCGGUCGAAUUAUGAACGUGAUUGGAGAGCCCAUUGACGAGAGAGGACCAAUCAAAACAGAGACGCAAGCUGCUAUCCACGCAGAAGCUCCAGAAUUCAUUGAGAUGAGCACAGAGCAAGAGAUUCUAGUCACUGGCAUCAAAGUAGUGGACCUCCUUGCACCCUACGCUAGGGGAGGCAAAAUUGGAUUAUUUGGUGGUGCUGGUGUGGGCAAGACGGUGGUUAUCAUGGAGCUCAUCAACAACGUGGUGCGUGUGCACGGUGGCUGCUCAGUGUUUGCUGGUGUGGGGGAGAGAACUCGCGAGGGAAAUGAUCUCUAUCACGAAAUGAUCCAGAGUGGGGUCAUCAGUCUUAAGGACGAUACCUCCAAGGUGGCGCUGGUGUAUGGUCAGAUGAACGAGCCCCCAGGUGCCAGAGCUAGAGUGGCUCUCACUGGACUAACAGUGGCUGAGUACUUCAGAGACAAGGAGGGACAAGAUGUACUGCUGUUCAUUGACAAUAUUUUCAGGUUCACCCAAGCUGGUUCAGAAGUGUCGGCUUUGUUGGGUCGUAUCCCCUCUGCUGUUGGAUACCAACCCACCCUGGCCACUGACAUGGGCAGUAUGCAGGAGAGGAUCACCACCACCCUCAAGGGGUCCAUCACAUCCGUACAGGCUGUCUUCGUACCGGCUGAUGAUCUAACUGACCCUGCCCCGGCCACUACCUUUGCACAUCUUGACGCCACCACUGUGUUAUCUCGAGCCAUCUCUGAGCUGGGUAUCUACCCUGCAGUGGACCCUCUGGAUUCAUCCUCCCGUAUCAUGGACGCUAAUAUUGUAGGAGAGGAACAUUACAACGUGGCCAGAGGAACACAGAAGAUUCUACAAGACUACCGUUCCCUGCAAGACAUCAUCGCCAUUCUAGGUAUGGAUGAGCUCUCUGAGGAUGACAAACUCACCGUGUCUAGGGCCAGAAAGAUACAGAAGUUUCUCUCGCAACCUUUCCAAGUGGCAGAGGUAUUCACCGGUAAAGAAGGCAAGCUUGUCUCACUGGAAGACACCAUCAGUGGCUUCAAGAAGAUCAUCAAUGGUGAACUGGACCAUAUCCCUGAGGUGGCUUUCUACAUGGUAGGAAACAUUGACGAUGUCCUGGCAGCCGCAGACAAACUAGCCCAGUAGAGCUCCACCAGAAACUCUAGCAUUAUAUAAAUAUUAUUGUGUACUGGCAGAACACUUGUUAUAGGGAUAGUAUUAUAAUUAUAGGGGCAUCUUAAUGUUGUGGUUUGUGUCUGUUUGUGCGAUUGUAAUGUGAAGAAGAUAUCUUUAUUAGCGAA